Selaginella moellendorffii is the source of this 3265-nucleotide messenger RNA. Its product is annotated as growth-regulating factor 6. Bases 653 to 3124 code for a protein of 823 amino acids. The record is from RefSeq and is a predicted model, not a curated record. Gene Ontology annotation, biological process: developmental process; DNA-templated transcription; regulation of DNA-templated transcription. Gene Ontology annotation, molecular function: ATP binding. NCBI's taxonomy places the organism in Eukaryota, Viridiplantae, Streptophyta, Lycopodiopsida, Selaginellales, Selaginellaceae. The transcript is spliced from 4 exons. Gene Ontology annotation, cellular component: nucleus.
UUUUGUCUGCCUGAUGUGUGUGAGGUGAGAAGCAGCCACCUUUUAGAGCACUCGACAGUACUUCUUACCUCCACUCUCACACGUAGAUAGAUAUCUCUGGAUGGCUGCUGCUGCGCACUGCGUCAAAGUCGACCACUGCUCCAAUUCAGCUUGAUUUCUCUCCCAGUCCGCUCCCCCUUGUUCUCUUCCUUUCUCCGCUGCCGCUGCGGAGCCUGAGCACUGGCAAUCGAGCAGCACUGGAAUGAGAACUCGCCAGAAGAAAGUUAAGAUCAAAGAUCGCAGCGUUUCAGCACCGGCAAUAUAUAUGUUUGUGCAGCAGGCUACUGCGGCUUGAUUGCAUUGCCAGAUCUGCGACGAGUUUCCGAGAGCAAAGGCUCAAGAGCAGCAAGCAGGAUAUAUACAGCCUGCACGGCAAGAGAUCGAGCAGAGUCAAGGAAGGACAAAGCAGACAAAUGGGUACCUGGAAUUAAGGCGUAUUUCACUGCACAUUUCCAUCCAUUUCAUCCAUAGAGGUAUAUGGUUGAUUAGCCUGCACAAUCAAAAGAAAGUUAGAAAGACAAAAAAAAAAAGGAAAAAAGAAAAAAGAAAAAAGGAGAAGAGAGAGAGGGAGGACAAGAAGAGAAGCAGGAGAAGAAGAAAGAGAAAAGAGUUAAUGGACUUGCUUCACCAAAACUCAUCUUCUCCUGGCCUUGGCAUUUGCAGCAGCCUUGGCGUCCUCUCCCCGGAUAACAGGAUGCCAUCCAGCUACAACAGCAGCGGUACAAGCUCCGGCCCACUCUCUCCUAAUCUUUCCUCGAUGAAGCAAUGCAGAUCCAGCUCCGAUGUCGAAGUCGACGCCCGGGACGAUGGCGGCCCGCUCAAGCUGGCCCGCAAGGACUCCUUCUCAUACUCGAGGCCUUCAGCAGCGGAACAGCACCAGCAGCACCAGCACUCCCAGCAGCAGCAGCAGCAGCAGCAGCACGUUGGCAAGCUCAACAUGAACUCUGGUGGCGGAGGUGGUGCUCCUGCUGCUGCUGCUGCAAAUAAUAAUAAUAAUGGACCAGCUGGAAGCCACUCGUUUUCAGGAGAUAAUGGUGGCAGCCGUAUCGCCUGCUCUCCCACAAACUCUUGCUUGUCCGAUGGAGUACUCGUCGCAAGUGACGCUGCUGCUGCUGCCAAUCUCAUGGGAGGAGACACCCGGAUGCUGAGGAGCGAUGCAAUGGCCAGCCCCGGCUCCAGUUACAAUCUCGCUGCUGCCAACUCCAACAUGAGGCCUUUCUCGUAUCAAUCGUAUCAGUAUCCUGGAGCUUCCGGCUCGCCGCUCAUGUUGGCUGCUGCAGCUGCCGCUAGAGGAGACCACCUAGGAAUGCAGAGCGCAAUGAGCAUGCGCGGUCCUUUCACUGCGAACCAGUGGGCCGAGCUAGAACACCAGGCGCUGAUUUUCAAGUACAUGAUGGCUGGUGCCAGCGUGCCCCCCGAGCUGCUCAAUCCAAUCAGGCGCAGCGUUGCAUUGAAUAAUCUCGCGUCUUCGCAUCCGUCGCUAAGAAUGGGCUGGGGAAACUUCCACCUUGGAAUUCCGAACAAUCCCGACCCGGAGCCUGGUCGGUGCCGACGAACAGACGGCAAGAAGUGGAGGUGCUCCAGGGAAGUCGUCCCGGACCAAAAGUACUGCGAUCGUCAUAUGCACCGGGGCCGUAACAGGUCCAAGAAGAACGCCGAGAACCAGGCAGCAGCAGCAGCUGCAGCGGCGGCGGCGAAUUCCCAGUCGGCGGCAGCUGCUGCCGCAGGUGGAAACACCACCACCCAGUCAGCGACCAACGUCGGUGGUGUCGUCCAAAGCUCGGGCUUGAAUCAGAUCCACAGCAGCUUGCGGCCACCUCUGGGCAUGAACGGACAGAAUCAUCACCAGCAUCCGUCGGUCGGAGCAGCAGCGGCAGCAGCAGCAGCAGCUUCCCCUUUCAACUCGGGCACCCCCACCAAGUCCAACUUCAGUUCCCUCCCUACGGGCAUUCCCAGCGGGAACAACUCUGGCAGCUCCCUGCAGUUCCCAAUGCAGUCUCUCUCUGGUGCAUCUCCUGGAGGGAACAAAGACUACAGGUACAUGAGUGGAAUGAGUAAGCCAGAGCUGGGAUUGGGACCUGAGCAGCUGCUAUUCUCAGAUUCCCCACUUUCUUCCGUGCAUCACCAAUGGCAGCAAAACUUCCAGAGUAAAUUCCCACGACUAAGCAGCAGCAGCAGCAACAACAGCCCCAGUUCACCUCUGUACCCCCAGCACCACCAGCACCAGCACCAGCACCAGCACCAGCAGCAGGAACUUAGAUCACUGUCAGGCCAGCAGCAUUUUGAAAUGCCUGAAGCAAGCCAGAUUAACCACCUCUCACAACCUUUACUAGGCCCUGGGUACGGGGGAGGACCUACAGCAGCAGCAGCAGCAGCAGCAGGACUGGAGCAUGUUGGGAGGGACUGCGAAGAACAGCCACUCCGCCACUUCUUUGACGACUGGCCCCGUCAGAGGGACCCCUCCACAAUCUCCUGGAAUGACAUAGAAGACGAUCAGAAACAGCACCAACACCAAAACCAACAGCGAGCAGCAACACCACCCACGGCAGUAACAGCACCCGGAGCAGGAGGAACCACAACAAUCCCAAGAACAACGUCCGCAACACAGCUCUCAAUCUCCUUACCAAUGUCAUCGUCGGACUUCCGCGUCGCCACCUCUCCACGAGGAAAGUUAUCGCUCUCCCCGCUCAAGCUCUCCAUGUCCAGGAGCGAGUUCGAGGAAGACCAGCUCGGUGGCGAUCCAACGAGAAUGGGACUCGGUGUUGGCCUCGGCGGUGGAAGCCGGCAGCAGCAGCAGCAGCAGCAGCAAACCUGGAUGCAAUCUUUAGAAGGUGGUCCACUAGCCGAGGUUCUCCAAUCCAGCACACCUCGCGAUCACUGCAAGAGCUCACCUGGACUUAACUUACUUGGCGAUGGCUGGGAGAGCAGCUCCAGGGAGACGUCCCGGAUGCCAUCUCCAACCGCGGUGCUCACCAAGACUCCCUUUGGAUCGUUCUCCGACAGCAGCAGCAAUGCCAGUAGCCCCCGCGCAGUUCAUGCAGAGGCGUUGCUCGGAAACGCUGGUUCCAAGCAACUCACCUCGUGAAAGAAAGAAGAAUGCGCGGAAGGAAUGACCGACCGACCGAUCGCCCCUCUCCUGCUUGCUAAUCUCUCCUCGAUCUCACUGUUGUUUCUUCUUUUGACAUGUACCAGUACAAGAAAAACGAAAACAUUCAUUAUAAGCGCU